AUGUGCCACAUUUUCGGCACUCGGAAGACACGCAUGACUGCCUGCAUCGUAGAGGGAAAUGGAUUAAUUGAAUGCACGAACCGCACGAUGAAAGCGCUAUUGCAGGCUUUUCUAAUCAUAGAGACUCCUCGGGAGUGUGAUACAGCUCUGCCCAAAUGUUUACUAGCUUACCGAGCGUCCGUCCACUCUUCGACCGGUCAGAUACCACCUCUUAUAAUGACGAGCCAUGAACUGCGUCUGUCCUCAGCUACUCUGCUGUCGGCAUCACUUGAAUCUAAUCGCAUCGAUGCAUGUACUUCGGCUACAGUCGAGUCUCUUGCGAGCAAACCAGCUGCACAAGCUCACUUACAAAUUUCACAGCGCCAUCAGAAGGUUUACUUUGACCCAAAGGCCUUCGGAAGUCUGUUCAUGUUUGGUGAUACC
This is a messenger RNA of Dicrocoelium dendriticum, 423 nucleotides long. The record is from the annotation of a GenBank genome assembly. NCBI's taxonomy places the organism in Eukaryota, Metazoa, Platyhelminthes, Trematoda, Plagiorchiida, Dicrocoeliidae.